GUGCUAAUAGGAACUACCUGACAUUAUUACAAUGUUCCUUUUCUACUUACAUUGAUAGUGGAUGCACUAAUACUAACCAAUAUGAUGCUACUGUUUACUGCUAUACUACUAGAAUCUGGAACAGUAGCCCAUAUUCUGGUAUGAUACGUCUUCAAGGAGGAGCUUAUUCUAAUGAAGGACGCGUGGAAGUGUAUUGUAAUGGACGGUGGGGGACAAUAUGUGAUGAUGGAUUUAGUUCAACUGAUGCCAGAACUGUAUGCAAGCAGUUGGGAUACUCUUAUUAUUCAAGAUAUGAUCAUUUGUCACUUCCUGGUAGUUCUGGUCAGCCAAUAUGGUCUACACAUUUUUCAAGUAGUUCAUCAAGUACCUGCUUCAAUUCAAGGAAUUCUUGUCCUAGCUCCAGUAUUACAUCGUGCUCACAUUCUGAGGAUGUAACCGUUUCUUGUUCAUAUUCUUCAUCAUAUACCAAUACUGCUACACUAGGACACUGUAAUACUAGUGACACUACUCCUACAGGAAAUGAUCGAAAUAUUGGAGGUGUUGUUGGAGGUACGGUUAGCGGUAUUACCAUACCAACAAUAGUUUGCAUAACCUGCUGCAUUAUUUGGUUAUUUGCUUCAAACAAAAAGAGAUCAACAGCUCGACUUCCUCCUCCUACAAGCAGCAGCCCAGCCAUUCAACUGAAUACAAUUUCAAGACCACAAAGACAGUUCACAUCCACACAGCCACAGCAGUCUUCUCAACAGCAACGUAAUACUAGCAGUAACAAUAAUCCUUCAACUUCUUCUCAACGGCCACCACCAUUUGCACCAGGAUAUAAUUUUGGUGAUCCACAAGUUAUGACAUUACCUAACCAGCGACCUGCUAUUGAUUACCAGUAUCCUCCUGUGAUUGCAUUACAACAGAUACCUUAUCCAUCCAGAGGUCCAGAAGAAGGUUUUUGCUCAGGAGAGCCACCACGUUAUGAUGAGCUGUUUUGAAACAAUACGUCAUAAUUAAUGAUUGUAUACUAUUUAAACUUAGUUUUUGUGCAACCUUUUAUUUUCAAUUAAUGAUUGUAUACUUUUCUAAACUUAGAUAGUUUUUGUGCAACCUUUCAUUUUCAUUUUUUGUGCUGUCAAUAAUCAAACAAACCUGCCAUUGCAA
Messenger RNA from Amphimedon queenslandica, 1146 nucleotides. RefSeq names its product lysyl oxidase homolog 2-like. Bases 141 to 980 code for a protein of 279 amino acids. Lineage: Eukaryota; Metazoa; Porifera; Demospongiae; Haplosclerida; Niphatidae. The transcript has 5 exons. The record is from RefSeq and is a predicted model, not a curated record. Gene Ontology annotation, cellular component: membrane.